Molecule: messenger RNA, 420 nt
Organism: Purpureocillium lilacinum
Lineage: Eukaryota; Fungi; Ascomycota; Sordariomycetes; Hypocreales; Ophiocordycipitaceae
Source: RefSeq, a predicted model, not a curated record
AUGCCCUCACAGACUCUCUCCGAGCGGGCAUACGGCCUGGUUCGGCUCUUCUUCAUCUUUUCCGGACUAGCGCUUCUUGCAGUGACCGUCUAUCUCGCGGACAGGUUGGGUCGGAGACACCCCGAGCAGAUAUUGAAGCCGAAUAUCGCUGCGGCCUCGAUCAGCAUUGUCGCUGACGCCCUUGCCGUCGUUCUCUUCUUGCAACAGCGCUGCCGCGUCUUUAUCGCCGUGGUAAUUCUAGACAUCGGCAGCAUCGUUGCGGCGUGCCUAGGCAUUCCGGCGGUGCUUUCGAGUGCCAAUCGAUAUGCCGGCGACGUCAGCCCUCGGCACAAACGAUGGCGCGCCUCUGAUCUGAUCGUGCUUGGUCUCACGAUUCUAGUUUUCCAGGCGUACGAGAGAAGAAGAAAGUUCGGACUGUGA